Lolium perenne is the source of this 1110-nucleotide messenger RNA. RefSeq lists its product as uncharacterized. The record is from RefSeq and is a predicted model, not a curated record. NCBI's taxonomy places the organism in Eukaryota, Viridiplantae, Streptophyta, Magnoliopsida, Poales, Poaceae.
CAAAGCCUAGAUCACAAUUCACAAGGCGACUGCAGAGAGUUCAGAGCGAGCAGAGAGAUCCAACAACCGCAUGGAAUCCUCUCUCUUCACACCAUCGCACGCCACGGUGAGCGGAGCGCAUGCCGCCCUGCGCCGCCUCGUCAUGGUCCGUGCCAGCACGUCGGCGUUGACGCAGGCGGCACGCUGGAGGGCUCUCGCCGUGCGCGCCCAGGCGAGCGCGCCGGAGCCGGAGCGCCUGUCACCGGCCAAAGGAGGAGUAGGGCAAGCGAUGCUGCCCAGGGCCGCACUGAAGGUUGGUGCCGGCGUGGCGCUCGCCCUGGCACUGGGUCUGGGUGGCGCCUCCUGGUCAGCUCGCAGCGGUGGCGCCGGCGCCAUCCUCGUGCAGCCGGUCAUGGUGUGUACGCUCAACGCCGUCACGGACGGCGCGGAGCGUGGCAGCAGCACCCCGGCGGCGGCGGCAACGGUCAUGAAGACCAGUGUGGACGCGCUCUCGGACUCGCUGUUCCGGCGCGAGGACGCGCCCAGGGACCGCGGCACACUCAUGGACCUCGUCUUCGAGCAAGUCACCAAGGAGCACAUCGGCGACAGGGGAAAGCUGACGAGCCUGCUGCAGAAGGAGUGGUCGGCGUCCCGCGACUCAGAAAGAAAGCUAAACCUCGGCUUGCUGCUCACUGAUGUGCUCAUCAAUCAGAGAGAAUGGCAGAGGGCCAAAGAAGUUUGCCAGCAACUUACUGGCCGCUAUCAGCGUGACUCGAGACCAUACUUACACUUGGCUGUCAUCAACAUGAUGAUGGCAGUGGAGACCAUGCUCUCUCCGGAGACAGCCACCGCGGACGACAUAGAGAAGAUGUCCAAGAACGCCAUGGAGGCCUGGAAGGAUUUCAAGAACAAGUACGAGCUUGCCAAGGGAUCAACAGAGUCCAGCACCUGACGGACCUGAUACAGCACUGACAAUUCUUGGGAAGAAUCUGUGUGCCUUGCCUAAGCCCUAAAGGCAGCACCUUGUGUUUGAGUGCUGACCACUCUUGUGGAUUGUGAUUGAUCAUUGGGCCUUCACAGCCUAGUUGCGUGUAUCUCUGACAAAAAAGUUCUAAUUGUGUAUUUGUGCUU